GGACGAAAGCGGCGACAAGAUGGCGGCGGAGACUGUGGAGCUCCACAAGCUGAAGCUUGCCGAGCUGAAGCAAGAAUGCCUGGCUCGGGGCCUGGAGACGAAAGGCAUCAAGCAGGAUCUCAUAAACAGACUGCAAGCGUACCUCGAGGAGCACGCUGAAGAGGAGCCCAACGAAGAGGACGUGCUGGGAGAUGAAACGGAAGAGGAAGAAGCAAAACCAGCGGAGCCGCCUGUCAAAGAAGAGGAGCAGGCCCCUGAGAAAGCUGCUGACGUGACGGCGGAGAAGAAAGUAGUGAAAAUCACAUCGGAGAUCCCACAGACUGAGAGGAUGCAGAAGCGAGCGGAGAGGUUCAACGUCCCCGUGAGCCUAGAGAGUAAGAAGGCGGCCCGGGCAGCUAGAUUCGGCAUUACUCCUGUUUCGGCCAAAGGUCUGUCAACGGACAUCAAGCCCACGGUGAACAUGGACAAGUUAAAGGAACGGGCUCAGAGAUUUGGUCUGAACGUCUCGUCUGUCUCCAAGAAGACUGAGGAUGAUGAGAAGCUGAAGAAGCGGAAGGAACGAUUUGGCAUUGUCACGAGUUCCGUUGGUGCCACAGCUGGAGCCACAGAAGACACAGAGGCCAAGAAGAGGAAAAGAGCUGAGCGCUUCGGGAUCGCCUGAAGGGCCGGGGGUGGGUGGACUCUGCCAUCCCAUCUCCCUCUGCCGUGCUUGCUGUUCGUCUGUCUUUCCCGACUGACUGUCCACCGGACCACCUGAUUCUGGUGCCCGCUCGCUGCAUUGAUCCCCAUGGGUGCUCGUGUGUACCCGCCCUCCCCCCCA
This is a messenger RNA of Tachyglossus aculeatus (Australian echidna), 820 nucleotides long. It is a transcript of the gene SARNP, whose product is annotated as SAP domain containing ribonucleoprotein. Gene Ontology annotation, biological process: poly(A)+ mRNA export from nucleus. Bases 20 to 661 code for a protein of 213 amino acids. The transcript has 11 exons. The record is from RefSeq and is a predicted model, not a curated record. Lineage: Eukaryota; Metazoa; Chordata; Mammalia; Monotremata; Tachyglossidae. Gene Ontology annotation, cellular component: nucleus.